GCUCCAUUCACCUGCUCCCAGAGUCUACUGUGGUUGCCUCUUUUUUUAUCAUUCCCUACUAACACAGGAAAGGACCUUGAGCAUAUAAUUUUGCACAUUGAUAUACGGACGAAAAGUUGGUUUAUCUGAAGAUCACAUGUUGAUUGACCAUGGGGACCUGGAAAAAGGCUGAAAAUGAAAAGGGAUUUAUUUACUACAUAAGUGACCAACAAAACCUGCAACAAUGGGACCAUCCGAAAUUCUGCGAUGUAAAACAGGCAAUAGACGACUGUAACUACGUGAUUUACGCAACUUACCGGCUGGCUUUGAAGUUCCGCGUUUUGCAACGCGCCUUGUACACUGAAGACAUUCCCUUGGCCCUUACCAGUUCCAUUUUCGAGAGACACCGCUUGGCCAACAAUGAAAAUUCGCUCAUUUUGGAGACCUGCGACUUAGAGGCGGUGUUGGCGGAUAUUUUCUUUGCCGCCAACAAUCAAAACCACAUGAACAUCGAUGUUGAUUUUGUGGCUGAGAUGGUCAUCAAUUUUUUAUAUAAUGUCUUUGAUAGUUGCAGGGAAGGGACCAUCCAGGUCAUCUCAGUGAAGCUCACUUUGGGGCUUCUAUGCAACAGUUCCCUGCCCGAGCUGCACAAGUAUAUCUUCUCUUUGUGUGCUGACCAUAACAAUUGCAUCACCAGGGUGCGACUGCUUGGCCUGCUGCAGAAAAUGCACUUGUUAAUCAAGUAUCUACACGAAGACCCGGUGUUUAAUGUGCACUGCCUAAACGCGGCGGUAGACAAAUGUUUUGUCGAUUCGCCCGGCUUGGUGGGGAUUGCUGAGUGCACCUUUAUGAGCUGGCUCAAUUCGGACAUCCCCUUUUUAUCCUGGCUGCCUCUGGUUGCGAAGCUCAAGAACUCGGAAACUGUGAUCCACCCGCUCAAGUGCUCUACAUGCAAAACAACGCCCCUUUUAGGGCUGCGCUACAGUUGCGCAAAGUGCCCAAAGUACCUUCAAUGCCAGCGGUGCUUCCUCACAGGGCGCACAAGCCACUCGCACAAAGCAUCCCACUCUUUGAGGGAAUAUUGCACGGUAUUAUCCAAGAAGGACGCUUGCCGGAUGGUUUUCCAUGGCCUUUAUGGCUGGUUGUUUUGCGCGAAAAAACCCAACAGUUUUUACUCCGCAGUGAAGCCUAGCAGGCAUUUUGCCAACGGAGGCUGCAAGCUUAUGUCCGCCGCUCAGUUAUGUGACAUUGAUCCGCUUUCUUCGCCAGAAACGCAGCUUCAAGGCGUAAUCAGGCAGCUGGAGUCUCAAAACCGCGAGCUUCAGCAGAUGCUGAUCUUCGGACACCACAACGACAAAGAGAUGCGCAAGUACUUAGAGGAGUACCGGCUGUUCAUGGCAGGGAAUAUUCAGAAGCUGAAAAUGCUCAAGAUGCAAAUCAACACUUCAGGUAGUGCCACAAAGGAGAACAGAUGCAACUUGGGAAAGACUCAGUCCACUCCCAUGGUGUGCCAACACAAUGCCUCCAAGUACAAGCUGGGCAGCUUGGAGAACGUGAGUCCAAUAACACUGAUGACUGAAAUAGAGGACAGUCUUGCAAGUGGCAGUGACACCCAAUGUCAGACUCCAUUAGAGCUUCCGUACUUUGCCGAGCCUAAAGCGCAUUUCGAUGUGCCGAAAUUGCCCAGAAAGCUCUCGCAUCACAACUUGGACGAGGCUCUAGCCAGACUGCAGCAAAUCCUGGCAAACAACUUCUCAUUGGACGACUCUCUGAGCCAAUUGGACAACAGCAACUUACAAUACGCGGUCACGGAAGUUGAGGGUAUGCUUACGUCCAUUAUUGACAACGUAGAGUCGAGCCGCUGCAAUUCUGCUUUGAAAAGACUCAAAAGUUGACCUCAAAAGUAAAGGAAAUGAGAAUAAACACAUUUGGCCUGCUCAGUUACAAUAACUAACAAGGUGCAAUAUCGAAUGCAAUCGAAUUUCUAUGUAAAUUUCUGAAAUAGUUUCUUGUCCUCAAUGUCCAAUCAAACGAUCUCUUAAUAAAUAAACUUUAUUACUUUUAAAUGCAA
Dendroctonus ponderosae (mountain pine beetle) is the source of this 2050-nucleotide messenger RNA. RefSeq names its product dystrophin. Lineage: Eukaryota; Metazoa; Arthropoda; Insecta; Coleoptera; Curculionidae. The record is from RefSeq and is a predicted model, not a curated record. Gene Ontology annotation, cellular component: plasma membrane. The transcript is spliced from 11 exons. Gene Ontology annotation, molecular function: zinc ion binding; protein binding. Bases 150 to 1874 code for a protein of 574 amino acids. Gene Ontology annotation, biological process: synaptic signaling.